Passer domesticus (house sparrow) is the source of this 1235-nucleotide messenger RNA. RefSeq lists its product as uncharacterized. The transcript is spliced from 8 exons. Lineage: Eukaryota; Metazoa; Chordata; Aves; Passeriformes; Passeridae. The coding region runs from base 230 to 886 and encodes 218 amino acids. The record is from RefSeq and is a predicted model, not a curated record.
CUGCCCAAACUGCACCAUUGGGCUGAGAUGCCCUGCAAUUUCCCGGUCACCAGGCAGAUCAGGAAUGGCAGCUGUUUGGACAAGAGAGUGCCCUGUCCAAUCCCAAAAGUUUUUAUGAUUUCCAGAUCCUUAUUCAUCAGUUUGACCAGUAUUGUCUCCUGAAGAUUCCAACUCCCAGAAAGGGGAACAUCUGCACCUAAUCCAACGGUUCCCUUUUCUUUCUGCAGAGAUGAAACGAAAGGCUGUGCUGAAGGCUGAGUUUUCCAGAGGAAGCAGUGGCUCAUUGGCAGCCUCUGCUGCAGGAAGGGAGGCGAUGCCAGGCACAGGCCCAGGAGGUGAGGGUGCUGGGAUAGGUUCUCCAGCAGCUGGGAUGGAAGAUGGUUUGGAACCCUUGGGAGCCUCUGCAGGUGUGUCUGCAGGGAGGACUUUUCAAGCUCCAGGUCUGGUUGCUGAACACAAGCCCAGCUCCCAUCGCAGGGGUCCUUUGAGAGGGAGGAAAAAAACUACAAAACAGAGUGAGUCCCUGGAGGAAUCCAACCAAGCAGACCAAAUCUUGACUGGACUGGAGAGACAACGUGAUAUGGACCAAAAAGCUUUACGGAAGGCAGCACUUCCUGGAGGAAACGAUGGCUCAGUGCCAGCCACCGAUGCACAAAGGGAGGAGAUGCCAGACAGUGCCACAGAAGACGUUAUCAAUGAAACAGGAAUAUAUGCCCCGGAUCCAGUGCGCCUCCCAAGAAUUGUCUGCCCCCAGGAUGUGCGCAGGACCUGCAUGAUAGGCACGGUGGUGACAGUGAUCACUGUGCCACUUGUGCUGAUAGGCUGCUAUUUUGGCAUUCGCAAGCUGUACGAGCACAGAGGUGCUUUUUCCCGUUAUUUGAUAUAGUCAGUGAUGGCCUAAUUAUCCCAUGGCUGAAUUAAAAGACUACGCAGAUGCAUACCUGUAUGAAUCCAUUAAAAAAGCUGGAAAGCAGCUCCUGGAGAAGAGGGCAUACAUCUGUUCCCACCCUCUGGACAGGACCUUCUGAUUCCUCCCUGAGAGCAGGCACUCAUGAAUGUCAGUCAGGGAGGAAUUUGCUGCAGUUCCAGAAUGUGGCAUCUUAAAAGCAUCUGCUAUUUAAUGUCUUUUCUGAAUGUAACUGUGUAGAAUAAAAUUUCUUUCUAAUCAAAACUUCAUACAAAAAGGAUAAAAAAAGAGAUUUAUUUUUUUUUAAAGCUGCUCAUUCACUGAGCAA